Molecule: messenger RNA, 711 nt
Organism: Actinia tenebrosa (Australian red waratah sea anemone)
Lineage: Eukaryota; Metazoa; Cnidaria; Anthozoa; Actiniaria; Actiniidae
Product: perlucin-like protein
Source: RefSeq, a predicted model, not a curated record
AUGGCGUUCUGGUCAAGAAUAUUUCCGUGCAUCAGACGCACUACUCGAGUUCAAGCAUUUGAGCCCGCCCGCACUCGUUAUGGUUUAAAGAAGUUGGCCAUCAUUGCUGUGGUAGCAGUUGUUAUUAUAAUAGUGCUAAGCGUGUCAAUCGCAGUCCCUUUGAGUGUAACAAGUGCAUUAAGUAGUGCAUCAUCUGGAACAAGAGGUGGCCCCACAAGUAACACAACAAUUAACGCAACAAGUGGUCCAACAAAUGUUUCAACAGGCAUAACAAGUGGUCCAACAGGUGGUGCAAGCAACGCAGCAAUAGUUUGCAAAGGAGGUUGGAUUGAGCGUGUUAAUAUGUCUACUUGGUAUUGCUUCARUCAUWCUGCCCAACKUACCUGGAACCAAGCAGUUGAAGCAUGCCGCCUUAUAGGUGGUCAUUUGGUGGAUAUCCGUACCGAAGAUGAAUGGUUGUUUGUUAAGGUUCACCUCAUCAAUGGUACUGCAGCACAUGACCAGUACUUCAUCGGCAUAAGUGAUAUUGCAAGCGAAGGCUCGUGGAAGUAUCUCGAUGGUACCGAUGCCACAUACGUGAAUUGGGCUAGCGGGGAACCAAACGGAGGUCGACGUGAAAACUGUGGAGCCAUGUAUUCUAAUUUUGAGUAUAAAGGUCGUUACAAUGAUAACAGUUGCACGUAUAAAGGACGUUACGUUUGUAAAAAAUGA